This is a messenger RNA of Laetiporus sulphureus 93-53, 816 nucleotides long. RefSeq names its product thioredoxin-like protein. The transcript has 4 exons. NCBI's taxonomy places the organism in Eukaryota, Fungi, Basidiomycota, Agaricomycetes, Polyporales, Laetiporaceae. The coding region runs from base 1 to 816 and encodes 271 amino acids. The record is from RefSeq and is a predicted model, not a curated record. Gene Ontology annotation, biological process: protein folding. Gene Ontology annotation, cellular component: cytoplasm.
AUGGCCCUGAAUCCAAACGAAGACACAGAAUUCAACGACGCUCUCCGAAAGCACGGCAUCCUUCCUCCGAAACCCCCUACGCCUCGCACCCCGUCGCCGCCGCCCGCGCCGACGCUCGAAGAGUCCCUCGAGGGCCUCUCGCCGGAGGAUCUCCGCGCGCUCAGCGAGGAUGCUGUAGACGACGAAUCUGAGAGAAUUGUCGAGCGCUAUCGCAGGAAACGGCUAGCGGAGCUCAAGAAGAGGGAGAAAGCGCGUUUUGGCAGGGUGUAUCCCAUUGGAAGGGAGCAGUACACUGACGAAGUAACGGAAGCGAGCAAGGAGCAGGAGGAAGGCAAACCGGAGGGACAUGGCACGGGUGUCGUGUGCUUUUUGUACAAGGAUGGUAUUCCUCGCAGCGAUCGCGCCUUCGAACACAUCCGCACGUUGGCUGCGCGGUACCCCAACACGAAAUUCGUCUCUAUUGUCGGCGAGAAGUGUAUACCAAAUUUGCCCGAGGAGCGUAUCCCGAUGUUCAUCAUAUAUCGCAACGGCGAAGUCAUCAAUCAGCUCGCAUCCUGGGGUGCGGAUCGGGAGAAAAGCAUUGAAGAAUUGGAAGCAAUUUUGACUCUCGCUGGCGCAGUCGUACCGGAACUGCAUCCCCAGCGCAGUGACAGAGAAAAUGACCGCUCCGACUCAGACCGGGACUCCGAAGAUGAAGCUUCUGAUGAUGAGCCCUCCUCACGCAUGCGCUCCGCCGGCACGCACACCAAUCGCAGUACCGGGAAGAAUAUAAGGACCCCAGCUAAGGAUGAUUCGGAUUCGGAUUUUGAUCUAUGA